GCUGGUCGAGGCGAAAUCUCAGCACAGUCGGGAUGACAGGACAGCGAACCUGGAUCCGUCUGCUAAAAACAUGAUAAAUUAUUCAACCUGCAAACGUAGUUAGUAAAUGACUAACUAGGUUUAAAUACUAAACAUGUAGUAUUGCCUCGUCUAAUGUAGGGUCAGUAUAUAAUUAGUUGUGGCUACUGUUGGCACGUAUACUUCGGGCUAACUUUAUGUUAGCAACAUUAGCUAGCUUAUGUUGAAUCUGAAGAAGCACUCAAGUUAAUUUUAGCUAGCGCAACCUACUUUGACGUGGCUUGUCAGUUGCAGCGUUGAGUAUUAUUUAACUUAGAAGUCAGAAAGUUUAACUCAAGUGGAUAAAUCAUGGCGUCGAUGCAGUUUGAUUCGACAACAUAUGAAGAGGAGCACUUUUGACUUUGGGCUGUCAACAAGCUCGCUGACGUUAGCUGUCCUGGCUAGCCAGCUAGCUCUUUUGCUAACAUGGCCAACAUAGAAAACGGUCGUCAAUCGGCGGACACAAGGAGUAUCCGGACUAUAAGUAGCAGUCAUAUGGACGAUGAAAGCUCUUUGGGAUCAGACUCAGAGAUCAACGGCUUCACCAGCGACAGACAGACGGAUAAAUAUGGAUUUAUCGGUGGGGCGCAGCAGAGCGUGGAGGGACAAACUCGUGAGGUUCCUCCAGAGGUGCUCAGACAGAGGGAGGUGAAGUGGUUGGAAAUGCUCGGCCACUGGGACAAGUGGAUGAUCAAGAGAUUCAAUAAGGUGAGGCUGCGGUGCCAGAAAGGAAUCCCUCCUGCCCUCCGAGGCCGUGCAUGGCUCUACCUGUCAGGAGGGAAGAUGAAGAAAGAGCAGAACCGUGGAAAGUUUCAGGAGCUGGACAGCCAGACUGGAGACCCCAAAUGGUUGGAUGUGAUUGAGAAAGACCUCCAUCGACAGUUUCCCUUUCAUGAAAUGUUUGUGUCGCGGGGAGGACACGGGCAGCAGGACCUGUUCCGUGUCCUGAAGGCCUACACUCUGUACAGACCAGAGGAGGGGUACUGCCAGGCUCAGGCUCCUAUCGCUGCUGUUUUGCUUAUGCACAUGCCUGCCGAGGAUGCCUUCUGGGGGCUGGUCCAAAUCUGUGAGAAGUAUCUUCCUGGCUACUACAGUCCUGGCCUGGAAGCAAUACAGUUGGAUGGAGAGAUCCUGUUCGCGCUGCUACGACGUGUCUCCCCGCUAGCCUAUCGCCAUCUGGAGAAACACAAGAUCGACCCCAUCCUCUACAUGACAGAGUGGUUUAUGUGUGCCUUCUCUAGGACGCUGCCCUGGGCCUCUGUGCUGCGGGUCUGGGACAUGUUCCUCUGCGAUGGGGUGAAGAUAAUCUUCCGUGUUGGCCUGGUGCUGCUGAAGUGCAUGCUGGGUACCCGGGAGAAGCUAAAGGCCUGCCAGGGCCAGUAUGAAACCAUGGAGCUCCUCAGGGCUGUAGAGCCUCGAUACAUGCAGGAGGGCUUCCUUGUCCGAGAGAUCUUGGAAAUACCAGUGACGGCACGAGACGUGGAAAGAGAGCAUCACACCCAGCUGAAACGCUGGAAGAAGAAUCGUGGAGAGCUAAACUUCAAGUCACCCCCUAGGAUGCACGGUGCUCGGAUCAUCAUGUUAGCCGAGCCGCCGAGGCGCCAGGACCUGGAGCAGAACCCCACCAUCGUUCUGGAGGUGCCACAGCCCACGCCGAAGCUGAAGAAGGGCAAAGAGGAGAAGAAAAGCAAGAAGAAGAGAAGCAUCAAGAAGUCCCAGGCUAUUGAGGACAUCCCUAAUCCUUACUCUCUGCCCAGUGAUCCUCCACCUCAUCCUUCAACUCCACCGGCCCCGCCUCCUAUCAGCAGAGGGACUCUAGAGACUGUAUCAGAGACUGAAACAGAUGCACCUCCUUCAGACCUUCCUCCUGCCAAAGAAUCUCCUCUUCAGCGCUCCACACACAGCCUUAGCAGCACAGAGCAGGACACCUACCUGUAGCUCAGCUUUGGUGUGCUAAUGGGUGUGGACGAAGCACCAGCACUCUUUGGCCAAUCACCAGCCAGCCUUACGAAGGUCUCUGAUUGGCCGGCAUCACCUUUAUUCAAGUAUUGAACUGUUUUGUACUCAUAUAUUCAGUUUAGAUACCAUUUUGCCUAUGAUAUUACCGGGCUACACUAAAGCAUCACUGCUCAGUGUAAAUCUACGGUGAUGCUUUUCUCCUCUUGGUGCUUGAUGCUCUUUCUCAGACCACAAAAGUCUUAUUUUUGAUUGCACGGGAGACAUGUUACUGAGUCAUUGGGAGUAAAGUUAUUUCUUCUGAAGAGUGUGCUUUCAAGGUUUCAACUGGAGGUGCAGCAGCUGUAGCUCUUUACAUUUCCACUCAUUUCCAACACCUUGAGGUUCUUUGAAAUUGAACUGUACAGCAGGGGGUGUAAUCUCUGUUUUUCUUAUGCCUACAUGUUUCAUUCAGGGUUCAGUCCACUAGAGGGCAGCCUUGUAGAGUUACCGUCCCUGUUAGUGAAGCUGAUCACAGCUUGGAGAGCAUUCUUUCAAGAAUGCACUUGGGAGGUGUUAUUCUGAUACUUGGCUUGAUUUUUUUUCCAGUUGGGAAAUUUGUGCAUUUCAGGAGAAAAUGAGUCACACCACAUUAUCUUUUUCUACAAGCACUAUUUAUUUAAAGAAUACUUCAGAACAAAAUAUAUUGUUUGUGUACAUUUUGCCUGUGCACAAAUGGUCACGUUCUUUUCAUCAUCUGUUGAACUGAUGUGGCUAAGCUGUGUAAACUCCAAUAUUCACUGUGCCAAGCACUUCCAGCCACUUUAGAGCAGCGUUAUCUCACGUUAGUGUGGCAGCAGAGAGAAGAAAGUGGGAUAUUCCUCGCUGUACAAUACAUUCCUGCCUUGUUAAAAGCUAAUCAGUAGAGAAGCUGUCUCUUGCCAGAUCUUUGUCAUUUGAAUUAUUUUGCUUUUGUUUCCUGUGACAUCUUGGACAUUAAGCAAGUUAUAAAUCACCUAAUGGUGCUGACCUUUGUCAUAGAAUUGGUCGAAUAUCCAGAUGGAGCCAAGAAGAUCUUUACUGGUCUAUUUUACUUCAGUAAUUUGCUAGAAUUUCCAAAGCAGACGGUGUUGUUUUGGGAUUACUUAUGACUGUUACCUGUGACCAGGGUUAUUCUGUUCGGACAGCCAAGAGAAAUCAACUGAUUUUAAAGCGUUUUGGGAUAUUUGUAGCAUUUCAUGUUUAAAAAGCUGGAUCAAUUCUUUGGGAGAUUUGAGGGCAUGCAGGUUUGGGACUUUCUUUCGAAACUUAUUGGACAAUCUCUGUCGUAUCAGGUCUGUUUUUUUUUUUUUUUAACUCUAGCUGUAUUUCCAUCAAGUGAUCUGGUUCUAUUCUGUUCAGUACACUACACAUUAUUGCAUUUCCACUGUCAAAAGUUGGAAAGGUACCAAAAUAACCAUUCUGUACCAUCCUACUUUUAUGGCACCCCAUUUUGAGGUACCAAGGAUGCCUAUCUGAACCUAAAUGGUGGACUCACUGCAGUCUUGGUUUGGACGUAAGAAGGUUCACUUCCUGUGCAACAGUGGUAACAAUAGUCAAAGCCAGAAUGUGCCAUAUGUUGUGCUAAUCUGAACAGCUGUCCUCCCUUAUUUUUUCAUAAACAUGCUUUGUAAGACAACAGUGAUGUAUGAUAAAUCCUGCGGGACACUGGUUAGAUUUAAUUAGCAAAUACAGCAAAUUUUUAGCCAUAGUGAUGUGUUAAUUGCGAACGAGUUCUGAAUUUGAGAGCUGGUUUCCCUUUUUCCCAUUUUGGUUGUUUUAAAGAUGUGAAAAAGCCUAAAUGGUACCAAAUAAAGAGCUGUUUGGGAGGCAAAACACCAACUCUGGCCAAAUGAUCCAGAUCUCUUAAUGAGGCAGGAUUCCUGUGACUAUGAGUGAAGCUGCUUGGGCAUUGGCUGUGGAUAAGCCGGCAGGAUCAGGGCUUACUGUGCCAAACUGUACUGAAUCAAACCAGACUGCUUGGUGGAAACACCUUUUGAUGAAAGUGUCAAAAGUUGAAGGGAGUUUGACAAAUUUAAGCACAGGUGCUGAAUAUGUCUUUGUAGUUAAUAAUACAAAAAAGUCCCCAAUACAUAAAAUACAGAGCAGGUGUUGGCCAGUCUCAAAAAGCAGAUGGGGUUAUAAAGCUAACACAUCUAUAAGCAAACUCUUGUAUGCAAUAGUUUUCUAACCUCUUGUUAUACACAAUUUACAUUUUGCUGAUGCUAUUUUAAUUUAAUGCUCAUUGUGUAGAUAUGACAUGUAAAAUAACAUUUUUUUCUGAUGAAAUCUAUUUUUCAAUCUACAGUGCUAUAUUUUAUUGAGCGGUUACAGAUCUCUGGAUCAUUUAAAGUGUCAGACAGUAUACCUUAGCUCAACAUUUGUAACACUAGAAAAAGAAAAGGUUCAUCUGAGAUUUGUGGGUUGUCUCUGCAAGUAUUUUCUCUCUCUAAAUACAGAUUGGUAUUUCACCAUUCAGGUCAGGUUCAUUUAAAAAUAUUUUUGACAAGCAUGGGGCUGUAUGCAUCAUCAUGAGUUUAAAUUCUGCAAAUAAAUUUUGUGUAAAUCUGA
This is a messenger RNA of Cheilinus undulatus (humphead wrasse), 4602 nucleotides long. Its product is annotated as TBC1 domain family member 10A-like. The transcript is spliced from 9 exons. The record is from RefSeq and is a predicted model, not a curated record. NCBI's taxonomy places the organism in Eukaryota, Metazoa, Chordata, Actinopteri, Labriformes, Labridae. The coding region runs from base 484 to 1995 and encodes 503 amino acids.